Molecule: messenger RNA, 790 nt
Organism: Acomys russatus (golden spiny mouse)
Lineage: Eukaryota; Metazoa; Chordata; Mammalia; Rodentia; Muridae
Gene: H1-5
Product: H1.5 linker histone, cluster member
Exons: 1
Coding region: 62-733 (223 amino acids)
Biological process (GO): nucleosome assembly
Cellular component (GO): nucleosome
Molecular function (GO): structural constituent of chromatin; DNA binding
Source: RefSeq, a predicted model, not a curated record
GCAUUGCAAAAUUUGCUCUUCGGGUUAGAGCUACCUUUUCCUCGUAGGCUUAAUUCUCACCAUGUCUGAAACCGCUCCUGCCGAGACUGCUGCUCCAGCUCCUGUGGAGAAGUCUCCCGCCAAGAAGAAGACGGCGAAGAAGGCUGGCGCGGCGAAGCGCAAGGCCACCGGUCCCCCGGUGUCCGAGCUCAUAACUAAGGCUGUGUCUGCGUCUAAGGAGCGCAGCGGCGUGUCCCUGCCUGCGCUUAAGAAGGCUUUGGCUGCUGGUGGCUACGACGUGGAAAAGAACAACAGCCGCAUCAAGCUUGGGCUCAAGAGCCUGGUGAGCAAGGGGACCCUGGUGCAGACUAAAGGCACCGGCGCCUCUGGGUCCUUCAAGCUCAACAAGAAGGCGGCUUCUGGAGAGCCCAAGCCCAAGGCUAAGAAGGCUGGCGCGGCCAAGGCCAAGAAGCCUGCAGGUGCCACCCCGAAAAAACCUAAGAAGGCUGCGGGGGCAAAGAAGACCGUGAAGAAAACUCCAAAGAAAGCAAAGAAGCCCGCGGCGGCAGGAGUAAAGAAAGCUGCCAAGAGCCCCAAGAAGGCCAAGGCUGCCACCAAGCCGAAAAAGGCAGCUAAGAGCCCGGCAAAGCCCAAAGCAGUGAAGCCAAAGGCAGCGAAGGCUAAGGUUUCAAAGCCGAAGACAGUUAAGCCUAAAGCUGCUAAGGCGAAGAAGACUGCUUCCAAGAAGAAGUAGGCUCGCUUCUGUCAGCAACAAAGCCCCAAAGGCUCUUUUCAGAGCCACCCAGAUAGC